UGGCGGGAUUGGAGAAGAUGGCGAGUGACAGUGGGAAGUACAGGUCCGCAAUUAGCAAAAGUAAAGAUCCCUCUGGUUUACUUAUCUCCGUGAUAAGAACUCUGUCAACCAGCAAUGAUGUCCAAGAUCGAGAAGCUGAAAAGGGUCGUUUGGAGGAAGCUUAUGAGAAAUGUGACCGUGACUUGGAUGAAUUGAUUGUUCAACAUUACACAGAACUUACCACAGCGAUCCGGACAUACCAAAGCAUCACCGAACGUAUCACUAGCUCACGUAACAAGAUUAAGCAAGUGAAAGAGAAUUUGCUUUCAUGUAAAAUGCUGCUGCACUGCAAAAGAGAUGAAUUACGUAAAUUAUGGAUUGAAGGAAUUGAACAUAAGCAUGUCCUAAACCUGCUGGACGAAAUUGAGAGUAUCAAACAGGUACCUCAGAAACUGGAGCGAUGCAUGACAAGCAAACAUUAUCUUCAUGCCACAGACAUGCUGGUGUCUGCAGUCGAUUCUCUGGAGGGGCAGCUGCUGCAAGUGGAAGGGCUGAGUGACCUACGCCUAGAGCUCCACAGCAAAAAGCUGAACAUGCACAUGGUCCUAAUUGAUGAACUACACCGCCACUUGUACAUUAAAUCUACAAGCCGCGUAGGCAACAAAAACAGGGAUAAGAACAAAAUUGGCCUGCUUGGGAAGGAUAUAUCUCCUGCUCCUCUUAUUGACAUCAGCUUGGUAUCAACGUCACGGAAAUUUAUUGAUGCCUCACAGUACAGUGGCUCGGGGAGUACAGCUGUAAAGGAGGUAAACCUGCAAGACAUUAAGGAGGAUCCAGAGUGCGAUCCAGAAGAGAACAGCAUACUUUUCAUGGGAAUUUUGAUAAAAGCUCUGGCAAAAUUAAAAAAAAUUCCAGAGACAGUCAAAGCAACUAAAGAACGUUUCAAUCAAGAGCUGGAACAGAUUGUGAAGCGAUCAACAACCCAGAUCGCAGAUCAUGCUUAUCAGCGUGGUGAAAUUGUGUCACAGGAGAAUCAACCAAGGUUAUUACUGGAACUGCUAGAAUUAUUGUUUGAAAAAUUCUUUGCUGUAGCUGCUGCUCAUAAAAUUGUUCUCGGCUACCUUCACCAAAUGGUUGUGUCGCCUUCUGGUUUGAACAUGAGUGAAAUCAAACUGUAUGACAUGGCAGAAGUGUGGGCAAGGAUCCAGAAUGUGCUUCAGAUACUGUUGACAGAAUAUUUAGAUGUGAAGAACACUCGAACUGCCUCUGAACCUUCAUCACAGCUCAGUUACGCCAGCACUGGGAGUGACUUUGCAGCAUUCUUUGCCAAAAAGAGACCUCAGAGACCCAAAAUUCCUCUUUUUAAAUUUGAAUCAUCUUCGCAUGCCAUCAGUAUGAGUGCGUACCUGCGUGAACAGAGACGUGAGCUGUAUAGCAAGAGCGGAGAGCUACAAGGUGGGGCUGAUGACAAUCUAAUUGAAGGAGGUGGCACAAAGUUUGUUUGUAAACCCGGUGCUCGGAACAUCACAGUUAUCUUUCAUCCAUUAUUAAGGUUUAUUCAGGAGAUUGAAGGGGCCAUGUGGUCAGGCUCUGGUAAACAGUGUCCUCUGCGAGAGUUCCUCACCAUGUACAUCAAGAACUUCUUCCUAAAUCAAGUUCACCUGGAUGUUAACAAAGAGAUUGAGGCUGCAACCAAAGUAGCAGAUCCUUUGAAAGUGCUGGCCAGUGCUGAUACGAUGAAAGUGUUGGGAGUGCAACGGCCCCUCCUUCAGAGCACCGUGGUGGUGGAAAAAUCGAUGCAGGACCUGGUCAACCUGAUGCAUGACCUGAGUGCCUACUCUGACCAAUUCCUGAACAUGGUGUGCGUGAAACUACAGGAAUACAAGGACACCUGUGCCCUGGCCUACAGGAGCAUUGUUCAAUCAGAAGAGAAACUGGUCAUUAGUGCAUCAUGGGUAAAGGAUGAGGACAUCAGUCGGUUGCUCACAUCCCUCCCAAGCUGGACAAACAUGGCUCAACCUAAACAGAUGAGGCUUAAGCGAGAAGAUGAGGAAGACUUUACAAGAGCUGCUAAUGCCAAGGAGUCUGAAGUCUUGACUGGCAAUUUAGGAGACAAGCUUAUACCACAAAAUGAAAUCUUACGAGAUGUCAGUGACCUAAAGGCUCUGGCAAACCUGCAUGAGAGCCUGGAAUGGUUAGCUGCACGGUUAAAGGGCUUCUUCUCCAGUUUACCUACAGUUCAGUCAUUUUCUCCAGGGCAAGACGUCCAUAUAAACAUGGAUAUUCCCCCUGUGUCUGAGCAGAUUAUGGAGACCCUCAACGACCUUGCAAAGUCAUUUCAAGAAAUGGCUGACCGGUGUUUACUAGUGCUUCAUUUGGAAGUCAGAGUUCACUGUUUUCACUAUCUAAUCCCACUGGCCAAGCAAGGCAACUAUGCCAUUGUUGCAAAUGCAGAGAGCAUGGAUUAUGACCCCCUGGUGGUGCGACUGAACAAAGACAUCAGCGCUAUCGAGGAAGCUAUGAGUGGCAGUUUACAGCAACACAAAUUCCAAUACAUUUUUGAAGGCCUGGGUCACCUCAUCUCUUGCAUUUUGAUCAAUGGUGCACAGUAUUUCAAGAGGAUCAGUGAAUCAGGGAUCAAGAAAAUGUGCAGAAAUAUAUUCGUACUGCAGCAGAACCUGACCAACAUCACCAUGUCUCGAGAGGCAGAUCUCGACUUUGCAAGGCAGUACUACGAGAUGUUAUACAACAACCCUGACGAGCUGCUCAAUUUGGUGGUGGACCAAGGGGUGAAGUACACUGAACUGGAGUACAUUAAUGCCCUAAGUCUCCUCCACCGCAGCCAGACUGGAGUUGGAGACCAGACCACACAAAACAUGCGUGUGCAGCGGCUGAAAGAAAUUAUCUGUGAACAGGCUGCCAUCAAACAAGCCAGUAAAGACAAGAAAAUCACGACAGUCUAGGAAGCUGACAUAAAAGAGGAAAUGGAAAUUUAAUCUUAAAAUUGUUGCUAGGUUCUAAAGCAAGCUGCCAGUAUAUUUGGCAUUUGUUUAGUUGUUCAUACCAAUUAGUGAUGAAAUAUGUACAUAAGUUAUAAAAGGGAAUGUGGCACUGCUGUGCCUUGUUGCCUCCAGAGAAGUAGUGAGGGAUGUUCUCUUUGGAAGAGUUUUAUCUGCUUUAAAAUUCACUAGCCAACUAUAAUAGAAGCUUUGCAUUAAUUAAAAACACACCUCUGCUCCAAAAACACACUCUUUCCACUUUUUCGUCCUUUGGAGUAUCACAGAACUGCCUCAUGCCACAUCUGUGUAAUCAGAGGGUUGGAUUACUAUCAGUGCCACCCAAUGACCAUCUGACAUCCAGCAAUGCCAUCAGUUUCGGGCAACAUCCACCUUCCAUGUUCAUGCAGAGCAAAACUUCCAACAAACUUCCUGCGUAAGGGUAGGUACUCAAACUAUCUGACAUGCUUCCCUCUCCCAGUCUGUUCUGUUGCUAACAACAUUGACAAGUGUGUCCAGUUGACAUUAUUGGUGGGGAUUGUAGUUAGGAUCAGCUACUAAUGAACAACUGACUAUGCAUUGUAGAAUGAUCACCUGAUAUUGUUGCCAUUAAGACAGUUUAUACUGUAUAUAUACCAUUAAAUAUCUCAAGCUGACACCAAAAUGUCAAUGCUAUAAAAGUUCUAAUAUUUGAAUUUAAUACUCAAUAACUGAUGUUUGGAUAGUUUAAAGUGAAUUUGUUAAUUUCACCUGGAGUUUCAAGAUGGUAUGUGACUAGAGAACACAACUAAGACUAAAGCUAAGCUUUAUUAAUGCACAAUGUGGCUAAAGCAUUAUUGUGCAUGUUGUCUCCCGGUUGUAAUUGAAGUUGUUUCUGGGUUCUUUGUAUCUGGGUGUCUGUGCAGUCUUGUGGUGGUUUCUGCACCCAGACUUCAGAACAAGAGGUCCCGGGUGAAAAUUCUGGUCAGCUACUUGCACGCUUUCCAUCUGUGCUGGGUUGGGCAUCGAGCAAGCAACCAGCCACGUAAAACAGACAAACACUAAAGAAACAGCAGGGUUGCUGCCCAAUGCGCCAAACAAGGCACGAGAAGGAACUUGUGUCUGGGUCCAUAAGUGGGAAAUGUAUCAUUCUCUGAUGCUUUUCUCCAUCAUGCAGUCUCACAACAUUCCUUACGUGCCCAACCAAAGACAGAUUCAUAUGUGAUUACAGGAGAGAUCUUCCACUUCACCAAAUACCUAUUACCUGACAUAGAAGACAAUUAUAAAACAUAAGCAAGUGACAAUUUCAAAGAUAACAUCUUGUUGAUCAAACAAAUUACUUUAGUGCAGUGUCAGGAAUACUAUCUACUGUUCCUUGCUGGAUUUAAAAGUGGACCAAAAAUACACACUUGGACCUGUUUUAAAGGCCUUCAUUUUUUCCAAGUAAAGUGACCACUUAGACAUAAAGGGUUUUAAGGAACUUCCAAAUAAUAGUUGUUAAUUCCUUCAUUUGAGACUCACACAUCCACUUUGCUCCAACUGAAAACUGAGCUGGGUACAAAGUCCUUCACAGACAGUCCAAUGGGUAAAAGCUUUCUUGGUGGAACAUGUAGACUCUAGUUCAUGGUGUAGCAUACGUGCAAUUUCUCAUUCUGCUCAAAACAGCAUUUGGGAUAUUAAAACUGGUUCUGGUAAGGAAAGAAAACUUAAGAGGAUGGCCUCCCUGUUCUUUCUUAUUGCUUGUUCAAGAUAUUCAAGCAUGUGGACAUUUGUACCCGGCCAGAGUUAGGCUCAGACUUGUGCUAAUUCCGGUUGGACAGCUAAUGAACCAUAGCUGGGUUUCAUAAAUAAGAUUCAUUACCCAAAGGUGUCAUUGGGCAACAGCUGUUUUGUGGAACAAUUAAUUCAGGUUUUUAUAGAGGUACAGAAUGCAAUGGGAAGCUUUUGGGGAAAUAACUGAAUAAGUUUGCCUUGAAUAUUUAUUUCUUAGAUGAUCCCUAAUUCACAGAAGACAUCUUAUGUGACUGAAUAAAGCAGAGGGUGUCCACAGAUCUGAUAUAAAAACGUGAGAUUUCACAUCAGUGACAGGGUUACAUAAUUAGGCAAAUUUCACUGAAACGAAUGGCUGAAAAUAAGGUUAAUUUAUCAGCGCAGCUAUACUAAGAUUAGAUUAACUGUGUCAACUCCGAUUAAUAAUGAACUUUCAUGCAAAGCUCAUUUUUUUAAUUAUUUCAAAUAUAUUUCUCAUCUGAUUGGUUUAAUCACAUUGUCAUCUGGAAAAUUGAUUGGUGAUGGUUUCAAAAUGAGAUAGAUUUAUGCUAAAAUAAGCAGAAGAAAAGCACACUUUCUAUUCAAAAGACUGACUUCAGCCAGCAAAGAGUUUUAUACAGGAAACGAUGCAGAUGAAUGGUUCAUAUAUACUAAAGAAAUAAUCACUAAAUAUCUUAGGCCUGUGUAAUGAUGGAAUGAUAUUACAUCUUCUUAUCUUCUGAAUGUAAGAACAUAGUCUAUUGUCAGGGUAAGUAAAUUAACCUAAGUUUUCCAAUGACAAUGGAGAUGCCAUUUUUUUCAGUAUCUCUGACUUAAUCUCACCUUCUUGGUUCAUUCGGCCAAUGGACCUGAGGUUGCCACACGUAUAACGAUGGGAAAGUAUGUAGAUGUAGAUUUGGAGGGGUUUUCGAUGUCUUCGAAAUCUAGAGUUCUGAGCUCUGCAAUAGAAGGCCUUUGAGUCAAGCAUACCACAUGGAAUUUAUAAAAGAAUAACAUAUGUUCCAGAAACUCCUGAAUUUCGUUUCUUUAGUGUAUUUGUGCAUUAAAAGGUAAUGUGCCCUUCCCUAAAAGAGGUUGACCCCCUUUGUAAUUCCUAUGUGGCCAACCUUCAGCUGUAUGCAAGAGAGGCACGAAUAUCCGAUACACUCCAGACUGUUAUGGUUUUAUCAACAGAAGCAGCAUAGGGUAGAUCACGCAAGCAGGGCUCUCUCCAAACUUGGGUUAGUCAAAUGCAAAAACAGCACCUGCACAGAAUUAGUACGUAUUGCAAUAUUAUUUAGAUAGGGAAAUGGGUGAUUUGUGAUUAUGACUUCCCUGUACGUCUGUUCCUAACUCCGUAAACUAUAUGAGAUUUUAUGGUGCACUGCAUGACCCAGUGACUAUUCUGUUCUUUAUUGUGUGGACAAAAUACUCUACAAUAAAACUGGAAA
Molecule: messenger RNA, 6154 nt
Organism: Mobula hypostoma (lesser devil ray)
Lineage: Eukaryota; Metazoa; Chordata; Chondrichthyes; Myliobatiformes; Myliobatidae
Gene: exoc4
Product: exocyst complex component 4
Exons: 17
Coding region: 18-2942 (974 amino acids)
Biological process (GO): chemical synaptic transmission; exocytosis; Golgi to plasma membrane transport
Cellular component (GO): synapse; growth cone membrane; exocyst
Source: RefSeq, a predicted model, not a curated record